Messenger RNA from Nylanderia fulva, 1176 nucleotides. Lineage: Eukaryota; Metazoa; Arthropoda; Insecta; Hymenoptera; Formicidae. The record is from RefSeq and is a predicted model, not a curated record.
AUGCAAAUUCUUUCUCUAAAUUUUUUUAUGUAUACUAUUAGCGGUAUAUGGCGACCUAUCGAGUGGUCAUCAAAUAUCGCAAAAUUGUUGUAUAAUGUAUUUACUUUUAUUGUACUAGUCUUAGAAUACUUUUUAAUGUUAACCCAAUUCAUGGACAUCGUUCUUGUUGUCAAUAAUAUCGACGAUUUCGUUGCCAAUUCUCUAAUGUUCAUAACUAUAAUUGCUGCUUGUUGUAAAGCGACUAUUGUCGUAAUACGUCGAAAUGCAAUUGUCAAUUUAGUACAAAUGUUAUUGAAGGAACCGUGUAAACCACGAGACAAAGAUGAAGUGGCGAUACAAACGCAAUUCGACGAGUUUAUCAGGUAAAAGUAAUUAUUAUCUGAAUGAUUUAAACGAUUUGUCUGCAGGUCAUACUCAAUGAAAUAUUUUAUUUUGGUGAUGAGUUCUCUUACAAGUGUAACAAUAAGAUCAGUGCUGCAAGUUAUGGAAAAUCAUCUACCUUACAGAAUAUGGAUGCCAUAUACAAAUUACAAUAAACCUUCAACAUUCUGGAUUAUAUCUAUUCAACAGAUUAUAUCUGUGAUUUUCGCCGCAUUUAUAAGUGUCGGCACGGAAACCUUAGUUUUUGGAUUAAUUUUACAAACGUGCGCACAGUUUGAAAUUUUCGAAACUCGUCUUCGCAAAUUAUUAGCUAACAAAACAACUAAAUGUCUCGGAUACUCGUCUGCUCCGUCAGAUAAAAAAAGAAUAAUAAUAUCGGAAUACAUACAUCAUCAUCUCAGCAUUUAUAAAUAUGCCAAGACGGUAAAUAUUAUAUUCAAUCAAAUACUCUUUGUCCAAUUCUUUUGCAGUAUAAUAGUAUUAUGUACAACUGUAUAUUAUUUGUCAGAACAUAUUACGGAAUCCGAAAGUGCUACUUUGGUAAUUUAUACCUUUGGAAUGUUUGUACAAAUUUACAUUUAUUGCUGGUCUGGAAACGAAGUCAUACUUAAAAGUCAAAAUGUAGGAGAUGCGAUAUAUCAUAUGGACUGGCCUCUGCUAUCAAUCAGUGAAAAGAAAGAUGUGCUGAUGAUUAUGAUACGCAGUACAAUCCCUGUAAAGUUUACUAGCAGUUUCUUGAUAACUUUAUCUCUCCAAUCUUACAGCAGUGUUAGUAUUUCUGUUGUUCACAUUUAA